This is a messenger RNA of Fukomys damarensis (Damara mole-rat), 937 nucleotides long. It is a transcript of the gene Jun, whose product is annotated as Jun proto-oncogene, AP-1 transcription factor subunit. The transcript is spliced from 2 exons. The annotation marks the transcript as partial. Gene Ontology annotation, cellular component: transcription regulator complex. Gene Ontology annotation, molecular function: RNA polymerase II cis-regulatory region sequence-specific DNA binding; DNA-binding transcription factor activity, RNA polymerase II-specific; transcription factor binding. Lineage: Eukaryota; Metazoa; Chordata; Mammalia; Rodentia; Bathyergidae. Gene Ontology annotation, biological process: regulation of cell cycle; regulation of transcription by RNA polymerase II; regulation of cell population proliferation. The record is from RefSeq and is a predicted model, not a curated record.
CCCAAGGCGCUGAAGCAGAGCCUGACCCUGAACCUGGCCGACCCGGCGGGCAGCCUGAAGCCGCAUCUGCGCGCCAAGAGCGCCGACCUGCUCACCUCACCGGACGUGGGGCUGCUCAAGCUAGCAUCGCCCGAGCUCGAGCGUCUGAUCAUCCAGUCCAGCAACGGGCACAUCACCACCACGCCGACGCCCACGCAGUUCCUGUGCCCCAAGAACGUUACGGACGAGCAGGAGGGCUUCGCCGAGGGCUUCGUGCGCGCGUUGGCCGAACUGCACAGCCAGAACACCCAGCUCCCCGUGCAGCACCCGCGGCUGCAGGCCCUGAAGGAGGAGCCGCAGACGGUGCCCGAGAUGCCCGGCGAGACGCCGCCGUUGUCCCCCAUCGACAUGGAGUCCCAGGAGCGCAUCAAGGCUGAGAGGAAGCGCAUGAGGAACCGCAUCGCCGCCUCCAAGUGCAGGAAGAGGAAGCUGGAGAGGAUCGCCCGGCUGGAGGAAAAAGUGAAAACCUUGAAAGCGCAGAACUCGGAGCUGGCGUCCACGGCCAACAUGCUCAGGGAGCAGGUGGCGCAGCUUAAACAGAAAGUCAUGAACCACGUAAACAGUGGGUGCCAGCUCAUGCUAACGCAGCAAUUGCAGACGUUUUGAGGAGAGACUAUGGAGGGUGAGAGCAGCGUUGAAACAAAGUAACACGGACUGACUUGAGAACUUGACAGCUUGUGACAGAGAAAGAAGUGUCCCAGGACUGAAGCCGAGGGUGUCCAAGUUGGACUAGGUUGCGUCCUGACGGCGCCCCCAGCGGGCACAAGUGGGAAGGACUUGGCGCGCUUGCCUUGGCAUGGAGCCCUAGAGCAGCCGCCUGCGGGCUGCUCCCACUGCGGACGGGCUGUCCCCGCGCGAACUGGGCGAUGGACUUUUUUUUUUUUUUUUAACAUUGACC